GGGGAUGCAGCGUUGACUUAAACCAGAAGACCUGACUGGUCUGGUAGGCUGAUCCAAUGAGAAUACGUCUUUAAUGCAUUUCGGUGCUGAGCCUUUCAGUGAUAAAAAAAAAGUCUGUUCUCUGAUUUUGCAGCAGUUUGUGAUAGCAGAGAAGUUGGACUCCACCUCCAGCUGUCAGUCAGGAUGCACUAACUGUUUAAAGAGAGGUGGAUGACAUGUGAUCCGGAUUUCCUCCUGUCAUAGGCUAAAAGACAAGAGGAGACACCUCUAACUUCAGACAGAGGAUUGCUUAUCUAGAUGUCUGCCAACAACAGCUGGCUUUUCACCGCGACCUGGUUUAUAACUGCCUGCGGAUCUUGCCUACAGGUCGUAGUCAUCGGGGAUGCAGCUUUGGUUCAGGUGUCACAGUCAGGAUGCAGUUCCCAGUUUGAGUUUUCCGAGGAGCUCAGCAGUCAUGUCCAAUUGAAGGCCAAUGUUUUAGAGUCGGUGACAGUGAGGCGUUUUGAAGCUAGCAGUGAGGCAAACAGAAAGCUAUGGCUGAAGAUCUUCGCAGCCGCCACCAUUAUCCGAUGGUGACAAAGACACGCUGGAAGAAACCCAGCAGUACCACAGAUUUAUUUGAAAUGAUUGAAAAGAUGCAGGGCAGCAGGAUGGAUGAGCAGAGAUGCACCUUUCCUCCAACUCUAAAGACUGAAGAAGAUUACAUUCCAUACCCAAGUGUCCAUGAGGUGUUGGGAAAGAAAAGCCCCUUUCCUCUCAUCCUGCUGCCACAGUUUGGCGGUUACUGGAUUGAGGGCACCAACCAUGAGCUGGGCAAAGCUGGGGACCUGGAGCACCACCGACCUCCGUCACCCAACAGCCGCACUAAACUGGAAUGCAACACUAUGGCUACACUCUACAGGAAACACUUUCUGGGCAAGGAGCACUUUAAUUACUAUUCACUGGACAGUUCCCUCGGGCAUCUGGUGUUCUCAAUAAAGUACGACGAGAUUGGUGACCAGGAACAUCUCCGCCUGAUGCUCAGAACCAAGCUGAAAACCCAUCAUGAUGUGAUCCCCAUAUCCUGUCUAACAGAGUUCCCCAACGUGGUUCAAAUGGCCAAGCUCGUCUGUGAGGAGGUCAACGUAGACCGCUUCUAUCCUGUCCUCUAUCCAAAAGCUUCAAGACUCAUCGUCACAUUUGAUGAACACGUGAUCAGCAACAAUUUUAAAUUUGGAGUCAUCUACCAAAAGUUUGGACAGACAUCAGAAGAGGAGCUGUUUGGCAACAGUGAAGAAAGUCCUGCCUUCGAAGAGUUCCUGGAGUUUCUGGGAGAAAAGAUUGAACUGCAUCAUUUCAAAGGUUUCCGCGGAGGGUUGGACGUGACUCACGGGCAGACGGGCACAGAAUCCGUGUACUGCAACUACCGCAACAAGGAGGUCAUGUUCCAUGUGUCCACAAAGCUGCCUUACACAGAGGGGGACACCCAACAGUUGCAGAGAAAAAGGCACAUAGGGAAUGACAUUGUGGCCAUUGUAUUCCAAGAGGAAAAUACCCCCUUUGUGCCAGAUAUGAUUGCGUCCAACUUUCUUCAUGCUUAUAUCGUGGUCCAGGUGGUCAACCCUUGCUCUGACAAUGUUGUCUACAAGGUUUCCGUAACAGCUCGGGACGAUGUUCCUUUCUUUGGCCCAGCCCUCCCAAACCCUGCCAUAUUUAAAAAAGGCCCUGAAUUUCACGAGUUUCUGUUUACAAAGCUAAUCAAUGCAGAAUAUGCAUGCUACAAAGCUGAAAAGUUCGCUAAGUUGGAGGAGCGAACUCGAUCAGCUUUGCUUGAAACCCUUUAUGAGGAACUCCACGUGAACAGCCAGGCCAUAAUGGGAAUUGGAGGAGAGGACGACAAGCUGGAAAAUGGCAACGCAGGAGGAGGGGGCUUCUUUGAGUCCUUUAAGCGGGUGAUUCGCGGUAGGAGCCAGUCAAUGGAUGCCAUGAGUCUAGCUUUCAAGAAGCCAUACCCAGUCUCCAAUAACCUGACAAGUCACAGCCCUGCAGAGAGCCCUAAAUACCCCGGGAUAUCAUUGCUUGUCCCAGGCAAAAGUCCCAGUAAAUAUGGACGCCGAGGCAGUGCCAUAGGGAUAGGAACAGUAGAAGAGUCGUUGAUCAUCCCAGGAAAAAGCCCGACGAGGAAAAAGUCAGGUCCUUUCAGCUCCAGGCGAAGCAGUGCCAUUGGGAUUGAAAACAUUCAAGAAGUCCAGGAGAGAAGCAGAGAUGCGUCUCCGAACACCCAGAAGACACCUGACAGCGGCCACGUUUCUCAAGACCCAAAGUCUGACAACUCAGAUCAGAGCUCUCCUGAGGUCCUCACAACCGCCAAGAACAGAUCAGAACUUACUGCGCCGGAGAGUGGUAACCCAGGGUGUAGCUCUUAUCUCUGUGGCAGGACCCCUUCCAUCCCUGAGGGCCAAGACCUCUCACGCUCCUCCUCCAAUGCCAGCAGCUUUGCCAGUGUGGUGGAGGACAAUGAGGCUGAGGCAGCAGACGACUAUGACACAGGCAUGGAGAGUAUGUCAUCAGCUGGGACACCUCACAAGCGAGACUCCCUCACCUACACCACCUGGUUGGAGGACAGCCUCAGUGGCACCAGCAGCAACAGCCGUGGCAGCUCUCCAGGGCUCGGUAAGACUGGGAAGCCCACGGAAAUUCGCAUCAAACUAGAUCGAUCACAUGACCAUCAAUCAUCAAACUGUUAGCCCUGCCCACCUGACUUUUUCCUGAAUCUCUUAUCUUCAGCAGUCCCAUAAGUCUCACUCCUUCUGAGAACCAUGCAUUUCACAUGACGAGUGAAGCGAAGGUGGGGGAUGCUGACGAAGAUGAGAACGGGAUAUCAGAUGGAGCCUGCAGUUGGCCGCUCAGGGAGGACACGCAUCCAGAGACCCAGAGGACACUAGAAAGGGUUACGCACAAUAAGGAGCCAGCCUUUUACAUUCUUCUUUCUUUACACUCUUUUCUUUGCCUGUUCCCAAAUCUGUUGCCUGACUGUGAUUUUUUUUUUUUUUUUUUUUUUUACCUGACCUUCGUUGUGGAAGUGCACAUUUGCUCUGCAACUAUAAAUGUUUUAUCUGUGAAAAAUGUCACUUAUGUUUAGUUGUCUUGUUGAAGUCACGGUAUGCUGGCUAUAAAAAUGACAGCUUGUGCUCUUAGCUGUCAUUGUGUGGAAAGAUGCAUCCUAAAGAUAAUGUCAUGAGCCACUUCAAAGGGCAUAUAUCAUAUUUACCAUUUCACCUUUUACCAUUAGGCCUUUUGGUUUACAUUAGCAGUAAUCAUUUCUAUUUCUGAAGUAAAGAGCAAUAUGUAAAAAUCUAUGAAGCAAAGAAAAACGGCCACGAAUGGAACCACACGUUUGCUAAAGAGAGAUACCGUAAAGUACAGAACCCUGACACGGUCAACAAAAACGCCAAUAGUGGCAGCAAGGUCUCCUGCUUGAUUAUAAGCUAAUAAGGUGCAGAUUUAUACACAAAUCUGUCCCACGGGAAGGAAGAAGUUUGGAGAAAUGCUGUCUGAAAGCAGCAUUGUGGAGAUGACUGCCAUGUAAUUCACCUCAAUGGUGAAACACCACUUGUGACAAAAAUCCCAAUUAAUAACCUAAAUGCUUGCAGCAUAUUAAGGUAUGUCUUGUAGUUUCUACAGCUACCUCUGCUGCUGUGCAUCCUCAUGCUUAAGCUUUAAGUUGUUGAACUAUCCUUAGUUUUAAAGCAUUUUGAACCUAGUGGCUUUUGGCGGGUGAAAUAUUUACUUACAGGAAUCUCACCCACUUUUCCUUCACGGAGGAUCUUUUGGGAAAAUAUGCUCACUUAAUUCUAUUCUGUGUUGCCAACAAGCGGCCACACAUCCAUUGGCCCCAGAAUGCUCCGCCCAGUGGCAGCCCACUGCUCCCUAGGGGGAUGGGUUGUAUUCAGAUGGACGAAUUUCAUUGGAAUGUAUGUUGCAAUGACAAAUAAUGAUAAUUAUUGUCCAUUCAACACAUUUCCUUUUUGGAAGGUCUUUGUUAAGGAAGCAAUCCCUUUUCCGUUUACAGCAAUAUACUGACACACUCUGCUGCUCUAGACGACAUGUUUCCAAAGGCACUUUAUGUCUCGGAAAAGCGCCUUAAAAUUAUUUAUCUGCUUUAAAAAUGUAUUGUUUAAUUUCUUAAGAUAUGGCAACUUUCAUCCUGUAAGCAAUGCUUUUUGGCUUCUGUUUUUUUUAAGACAAGAUAUAAAUUCAUUAAUUAUUAACAAAUUAGUUUUAUCAGAAAAGUUUUUGUCCUUAGGAUGGAAGGUGCUUUGUUUCAUCAUUUUGCGGGUAAAAUCCAAACAAAAGAACAGGAUCGCUGCUAUAAGACACUUCUUUUCAAGUGGCCAUUUUUCUCCAAGUUUUUUUUUUUUUUAACAAAGCUUAACAGCAUACAGGGAAGAAGAAUAUCGACUGAUAGCCUUAGAGCUUCAACAUGUUAUUUUCUAAACCAUUAUGUUGAGUACCUCAGUUUUUAUCUACCAUAUUUUUUUCCACCAAAAUGCAUUCAUCUUAUUAGAGAAAUUUUGAAUCAAACUUUAUUAGAGGAACUUCCAGAGCUGGAGCAUAGGAUUAUUGGUUGCAUUGCCUGUUGUGUCCAAUCACUCUCUGUGUGGUCAGUGAAUGUGCCGAUACAGUUAUCGUUUAUGUUAUUUUCUUACUUCUGUCUUUCUGUAACCUGUGUUUUUACUUGUUCCUUGGCUCCUGGUAAAGUGGAAGUCACACUAUACCGCUAUGGUAAUAACACUCAGCGUCUUCUCAUACAGCUUGUAUAUGUUGCUUUGGCAUUAUUGUAGUUGUUCCCUGUGACACCUGGCUUAUUUCAGGGGUCGGAUCUUGUUCAGUGCAGUAAGUUUGCAAUGCAAAUAUGAUCAAACCAUGUAUAUUUAUUUGCUUUAAAAGUGACUAAAUCCUAACUAAACUACUGGUUUUAUGUAUAUCUAUAGAAAUUUACCUGGAGUACAUAUAUGUAUGGCCAGUGGAUUUUAAAUCGGAAGGAGCAACACCACAAGGUUACUGCCAAGUUCAAAAUUGACUGUUUAAUUUCAUGUAUUCCUGAUUUCAGAUUUUAUUUUUGAGAGUUUUGUAGAUUUUUAAAAGGUUUUCAGACUGUAAAAGAGAAAAUGUGUCUGUACAUCCCAUUGAUCAUUUCAGUUGCCUUAUAUCACACAAUGAUGGUGUAAGUCAAGCCAGUAUAGCCAGUAGUUGAGUCAUCAGGAUUUCCUAUGUAAUGAAUGUUUUGUUUUUGCUUGUUUUUACUGUAAAUAAAUACCCUGAGAAGUUUAAA
This is a messenger RNA of Fundulus heteroclitus (mummichog), 5314 nucleotides long. Its product is annotated as rap1 GTPase-activating protein 1. Gene Ontology annotation, cellular component: cytoplasm. The transcript has 24 exons. Gene Ontology annotation, biological process: activation of GTPase activity; regulation of small GTPase mediated signal transduction. The record is from RefSeq and is a predicted model, not a curated record. The coding region runs from base 534 to 2726 and encodes 730 amino acids. Lineage: Eukaryota; Metazoa; Chordata; Actinopteri; Cyprinodontiformes; Fundulidae. Gene Ontology annotation, molecular function: GTPase activator activity.